This is a messenger RNA of Heterocephalus glaber (naked mole-rat), 3462 nucleotides long. NCBI's taxonomy places the organism in Eukaryota, Metazoa, Chordata, Mammalia, Rodentia, Bathyergidae. The record is from RefSeq and is a predicted model, not a curated record.
GGAGGAAACGCCGGCGCCCGGCGGCCCUGCGGGAAGGAGGAAGCGAGACGGCGCUCGGCUCCGCGUUCCCCGCGUCGCGAGGCACAGCCACAGAGCCGGAUAUAUAGAGGAUACUUUUCCAGAAUAAAAUGCCUCCUUUGAAUGAGCCCCUUGGCCUAAUGACCAGAUUGGUGGAUCUUCUGAAAUGGUUGCACGAUGGAAUUUGAACAUUACCUUAAGAGGUUUCAUAUUUUGGAUUAGUUAAUUGUUCUCAUCCUCCUGAUUAUUUCUUUGAACUCAUUUUUUGGUGUCAUUUUGAGGCAUUAAAUACAAAAAGAUUAUACCAUGGACUACAAAGAAAGCUGUCCAAGUGUAAGCAUUCCCAGCUCUGAUGAACACAGAGAGAAAAAGAAGAGGUUUACUGUUUAUAAAGUUCUAGUCUCUGUGGGAAGGAGUGAGUGGUUUGUCUUUAGGAGAUAUGCAGAGUUUGACAAACUUUACAACACUUUAAAGAAACAAUUUCCUGCUAUGGCUUUGAAGAUUCCUGCCAAGAGAAUAUUUGGUGAUAAUUUUGAUCCAGAUUUUAUUAAACAAAGAAGAGCAGGACUAAAUGAAUUCAUUCAGAAUUUAGUUAGGUAUCCAGAGCUUUGCAACCAUCCAGAUGUCAGAGCAUUCCUGCAAAUGGACAGCCCAAAACAUCAGUCAGAUCCAUGGGAAGAUGAGGAUGAAAGAAGUACUCAGAAGCUCCACUCUACCUCACAGAACAUCAACCUGGGACCAACUGGAAAUCCUCACGCUAAACCAACUGACUUUGACUUUUUAAAAGUUAUUGGAAAAGGCAGCUUUGGCAAGGUUCUUCUUGCAAAACGAAAACUGGAUGGAAAAUUUUAUGCUGUCAAAGUGUUACAGAAAAAAGUAGUUCUCAACAGGAAAGAGCAAAAACAUAUUAUGGCUGAACGUAAUGUUCUCUUGAAAAAUGUGAAACACCCAUUUUUGGUUGGAUUACAUUAUUCUUUCCAAACAAGUGAAAAACUUUAUUUUGUUCUGGAUUUUAUUAAUGGAGGGGAGCUGUUUUUUCACUUACAAAGAGAACGGUCCUUUCCUGAACACAGAGCGAGAUUUUAUGCUGCUGAAAUUGCCAGUGCAUUGGGUUACUUGCACUCCAUCAAAAUAGUGUACAGAGACUUGAAACCAGAAAAUAUUCUUUUGGAUUCAAUGGGACAUGUUGUCUUAACGGAUUUUGGGCUUUGUAAAGAAGGAAUUUCUAUCUCUGAUACUACUACAACGUUUUGUGGGACACCAGAGUAUCUUGCACCUGAAGUAAUAAGGAAACAGCCCUAUGACAACACUGUGGAUUGGUGGUGCCUUGGUGCUGUUUUGUAUGAAAUGCUGUAUGGAUUGCCACCUUUUUACUGCCGAGAUGUUGCUGAAAUGUAUGAUAAUAUUCUUCACAAGCCUCUAAAUUUGAGGCCAGGAGUGAGCCUCACAGCCUGGUCCAUUCUGGAAGAACUCUUAGAAAAAGACAGGCAAAAUCGACUUGGUGCCAAAGAAGAUUUUCUUGAAAUUCAGAAUCAUCCUUUUUUUGAAUCACUCAGCUGGACUGACCUUGUACAGAAGAGGAUUCCACCACCCUUUAAUCCUAAUGUGGCUGGCCCAGAUGAUAUCAGGAACUUUGACACAGUAUUUACAGAGGAAACAGUUCCAUAUUCUGUGUGUGUGUCUUCUGACUACUCUAUCGUGAAUGCCAGUGUACUGGAGGCAGAUGAUGCGUUUGUUGGUUUCUCUUACGCACCUCCUUCAGAAGACUUAUUUUUAUGAACAGUUUGCAAUUCAGAAACCAUCAAGCAAAUACAAGCCUGCAGAUGGGACUGAAACUCCUAUUUGUGUGAAUAUAUUCAAAUAUGUAUAACAGUGCCUCAUUUUUAUAUGUAAUGUUCAAAACUAUGAAAAAUAUUUUCUGUAUGCAAGGAAAUAGUGCUUUUCAGAGAGCUAUGUUUUGAAUUAAAGUUUGUAUUCUUAUUUACUAAACUUAUUUUUUAAUAAAAUUUAAAAGCUGUUGCUCUUAGCAUAAACCUAUUUUUAAAGAAAACUUUUCUGCUAUUGACUGUUUUCCUCCUAAGUUUACACUAACAUGUCCAAGAUAGACUUUUUAACAGUAUGUUUCAGUUCAUUUAGCAUAUAUUAAUACCUUUGUAAUUCUACUAUGACUUUUGUUAUUGUAUCAGAGCUAUGCAAUUGGUACAUAGUUGUUUAAGAAGAAACCAUAUCUUUCUAUGAUAAAUCAGUAUUUUAAAUAAAAGGUCUUGGUGUAGGAUUAAAAUAUAAAAAGCAUAUUAGCACAUUGACAGCUAGUUAACACUGAAUAACCAUUCAUUUUUCAGAUAAGUAACAAAAGGAAAUCAUUUGCUUCUGAAAUACCAGUUCAAAUUGUGAUUUCUUUUUCUGUCUGGAGGAAAAGAAAAAAGUUAAUGGUUAGAAAUUUAAGACUUCCCAAAAAUCUGAAGGGUAAUAAAGUACUGCUGGAAUUUUUUUUUUUUUUUAGGUGGGGCCAAAAAUGAGUGUCUCUGUGUUAUAUAUUUAUAUUGCAAAUAUAUUCUAUUUAUGUUCCUUUUGGUGUUUUGAAUGUUUGAUAUACUGUUAGGUCUAAAUCUUGGUGUUUGCUUAUGCAAAUAGCUUUUUCAAAACUAUCUAAUUGGUUAAGGAAAAAAAGGUAGAUCUUUCUAGAAUACUUACCUAAUUGAAAAUUUAAAAGCAAAAUAACAAAUCUGGGUCAGUGCAGAACAGUUCUACUAUAACAAGAGUUAAAAAUAAUUUAUGCAGUUUCAUAUUCAGUAUCUUUUUUUUUCAUUAUUGGUGUCUCUGGGGAUCAAACCCAGAGCCUUGCACAUAUGAAGGAUGCAUGCAUUCUACCACUAAAUUAUAGCCCUAGUUCAUCAAUAUUUUUGUGUCUUAGAAAAAGUACAUAAAACUAAUCUUAGAAAUCAUAACAUACCAAUUAACUUGCACCUUUUCAAGUCAUGUAGGAAAUAGUAUAAAGGUUUGGUGAGUCAGUUUAGAUGCUCUAAGAACAAACUUCCCUUCCAUGUAUUCACUUGAAAGAAAUCACAAAAGCAUUUCUCACCCAUACCCUUUGGCUUAAAAAUAUUCCUCAGAAUUGGGAAGGGAGGAUACUUUUGUUCAAUUAAUACUUAUAUCUAAUACACUGAAUAUUCCUUUAGAGGUAGAACUUUAAUAUCUACACUGUAAAUUUUGGUUUGUUUGGCACUACUGUAAGUUCUGCUCUUAACAUUCUUUGUUCAAUAUAAACCAAGAUAAAAACUGUAGUUUCUUGUAUGAUUUUUUUUUACUCAGAUACUCCUUAAACUACCAAAAAUUAAAGUGCAAUAAUCUAUAUUUCUAAGGACAAAUUUAAAAUAGAAUUUUGAUGUUUCUUGGAUUAUCAGAAAUACAGAUCUAUAUAGUAUAAUAAAAUUAGCAAAUGAA